This is a messenger RNA of Alexandromys fortis (reed vole), 615 nucleotides long. It is a transcript of the gene Crygn, whose product is annotated as crystallin gamma N. Gene Ontology annotation, biological process: visual perception; lens development in camera-type eye. The transcript is spliced from 3 exons. The coding region runs from base 117 to 563 and encodes 148 amino acids. Gene Ontology annotation, molecular function: structural constituent of eye lens. NCBI's taxonomy places the organism in Eukaryota, Metazoa, Chordata, Mammalia, Rodentia, Cricetidae. The record is from RefSeq and is a predicted model, not a curated record.
CCUGACCCCUAGGUCUCAACUGGCUGUUCCAGAUCACUUUCUAUGAGGGCAAGCACUUCACAGGGCGGAAGCUGGAGGUCUUUGGGGACUGUGACAACUUCCAGGACCGAGGCUUUAUGAACCGAGUGAACUCCAUCCGUGUGGAUAGUGGAGCCUGGGUCUGCUUCGAUCAUCCUGACUUCCGAGGCCAACAGUUCAUCUUAGAGCACGGUGACUACCCCGAGUUCUUCCGCUGGAAUGGGCACAAUGACCACAUGGGCUCCUGUCGGCCUGUGGGCAUGCACGGAGAACAUUUCCGCAUAGACAUCUUCGAGGGCUGCAACUUCACAGGCCAGUGCCUGGAGUUCGUGGAAGACUGCCCCUUCCUGCAGAGCCGGGGCUGGGCCAAGAGCUGUGUCAACGCCAUCAAGGUGUAUGGGGAUGGAGCGUGGGUCCUCUACGAGGAGCCCAACUACCGCGGCCGCAUGUACGUGGUGGAGAGGGGCGACUUCCGCAGUUUCUCCGACUGGGAGGCCCAGAGCGCGCGUGUGCAGUCGCUCCGCAGGGUGCUCAACUUCUUCUAGUCCCAGCUGGGGACAUGCGGCCUACGGAGGCAAUAAAGAUCCUGAAAGUGGA